GAAUUUUGAAACCAUGUAAUAUAGGCCGGCCUACCGCCGAAAUUACAUAAGAGUGCUUAGUUCUUCUUCAUACACUUUAAGUCACUGAACUUGUUUCAACUCAGUGUGGAUCCCAGAAAAAACUAGGCCUACGGUAGGCCUAUUGAAUAAAAUUGUCUGAAGCAGCCCCACCCAUCCAGCAAUUUGCCCUGCUGCAAGGACUGGCCAGAGCCGUAGAUGGCUCUGGACUGGCAUACCCCCAAUUUCGUCACGAAUGGAAGGAAUACGGGGCCUAGCCUGCGAGUUUCCUGAUUCGCCGCCUAGCCUCGAUUUGGGGGGGCAUAGUUUUUGGGAUUGCCAGAACAAGUACAUCCAGCUCGAACAGAGGCUCAAAGCAACAGUCCCGAUCACUGCCUGGGCGGUAGGUAUAAUAAUUCAACAGAAUCUGGUUUAGUGAUGGGGAAGUAAAAGAGAUGUUCCAGGAACUAGGGCGGCAAAGUAUCAGACUAACUUUGUAAAAAAGAAAAAUCUUCGCUGUGGAUUCGAAGCGGGUGGUUGAGGACACGACAGUCAUUCGGGGAAAGGUUCGAGGAGGAGGGCAAGCGACAAGGGUCAGGCAUCGGCAGCCGCAUUGUUCUUGUCGUUCGGACUAUCAACAACUCGUUUUACAUUCGAUAGUACACAGACACAUAAAGCUGAAAUAUUUACGGAUAGGACUUCUCCACACAUCCCCCUCAAAGUGUAUGGUGAUCUGCCUGCGGGCGGUGGAGUGCUGGACUGAGAAAAGGAGACAAAACAGACCCUGGGAAAGGAGAGAGAAAAGGACAAGGCGGUGGCACUUUGCCUAUGGCAACACACAGCGGCUCCCUGUCAAACAGCAGCACCAAUGGCAAGCCUCGACUCCUGCUGGCUCCGCAUUGCAACCCCAAAGUCCGCGUCCGGCUGUCCUCAGCGCACAGUGGGGGCGACAGCGACAGUGACAGCGAUGGCGGCCAUAGUGGGGCCACCUUUAACCAUGUACCGAUGGUUUGCCUCCCCCUGGUCUUUGAGGACCAGAAGGUGGUGUGGACCUACUCUGACCAAACCCAGGACCUCGACCGCAUCCCAGAGCUGGUGCGUGCGUUCAACGCCUUCCCGUAUCCCACGCUGAACGAACUCACCACGCUGGCCGUGAGCAGCUCUAAGCCGUUGGAGAAGGUCAAGGUGUGGUUCAUGGUGCAGCGCAUGAAGUACGGCAUCAGCUGGACCCCGGAGGACAUAGAACAAGUACGACUGAAGAUCGGGGAGCAGAAGGGCACGAGCAAGUACAUGCAAACGAACAAUAACGUGGUGAAAACCACGGCUGAAGAGGAGGAGGUGAUCAAAGUAAGACGGCCCCCCAACGGCACGCCAACGUUCCGCUCCUCCCUGCCACCCCCCGAGGACUCUUACUACUACAGAGAGCCAGCGAACGUGCCGGGCAUUGCGUCCGCCGGCUCCUUUCCAACGUUAAUAAAGUCAGAAUCGCCCAGCACGCCAAAAUGUAACCCCUCGUCCCUGGUCGGCCCCGAGACCCCACUGGCACUGCAGCAGCAGCAGCAGAGGACGGGGCGCUACAAGAAGUCCAAAGCCCAGCUGGCCCUGCUGCGGGAGAGCUUCCUGCGGGAGAACCGGCCCAGCGAGGCCGAGAUGCAGCGGCUGCAGGGGGAGACGGGCCUGAGCCGAAACGACAUACGCAAGUGGUUCAGCGACAGCCGGUACCAGCUACGGCACGGGCGCACGGGGUUGCUGGGGGGCCUCAGCAGCCCAAGCUUGAGCGCCAACGGUGGAGGAGGAGGAGGCGGCGGUCGUGUAGACUUGGAGGUCAAGACAGAGCCGCUCACACCCAAACAGAUGCCCAAAAACACAGAGCUGCUCACACACAUGCAGAAACCUAACAACACACAGUCACACACACACAUACAGACACCCAACAAGACAGGGCUGCCUCAAGCUGUCGAAGUGAAGUCAGAGGGGGAGGAACACAGAUGUGUGCCAGCGCAGCACACAGCCAAGCAGGACACACGGGGCGAUGAGGACGAAAAACCCCUUCAGCUCAUCAGGCAGCCAAAGGCGCCAACGGUGUUGAAUGAGGUGUUGAAUGAGGUGUUGAAGACAGCGCUCAAGACGGAGGUGACGGGGAAACCCAUGCAGCUGGCCAAUGAAACAGAGCCUCUCGUGCCCAAGCAGACGGACAAUAAGACGCCGCAGGAGCAACUCCAGCCCCUGCCGCUCGUGGCCCGCAAGCCCGUGUCCCGCGGUAAGCCGAACAUGCAGGUCCUGAGGGAGAAAAGCUUCUUCAAGAACUUCCUGUCCGAGCGUUUGCAGGCUUUCGAGGUGACGUCGGAAAUGUCCACAGGGUUACUGGAGGGCGAGCCAGCGCAGCCCAGAGCCAAGCAGGGUGCACAGGACGACGAGGAAGAGCAACCCCUUCAGCUGAUCAGGCAGCCCUCGCAGCCAAAUGCGCCGACGACGUUGCCGACUAACACCUCGUCUCGGUCACUCUCAGCCACCCCUCCCCCCGCUGCUGCUGCGCUGCCGAACAAAGGCGCCUCCGCCUCGAUGAAGGCGCCGACUGUGGCCAAAAGGAAACGCCACAGCGACCCCGGCCCCGGCCAAGAGGCCCCCUCUACCUCUACCACCUCCUCCCUGACGGCGGCGGGCCGCCCUCGCAAGACAAAGGAGCAGCUGGACCUGCUGAAGUCGCACUUCCUGACCAGCCAAUGGCCCACCAGCGAGGAAUACACCAAACUCACCGAGCUCACCGGCCUGCCCCGGCCUGACGUCAUCCAGUGGUUUGGUGACACGCGCUAUGCGGUGAAGAACGGGCAGCUGCGCUGGGUGCGAUCCCUCCGUGAACAGAUAGUCGCCGACAUCACGCAGCACCAGAGCGGUGGCAGUGGCGGCGGCACAGGUGGAAGCUCACGCAGCCGCAAACGGAAGCAAUCAGGGUCUGACGCCGGCGGUAAAGUGCCGACGGUGUCGUCCGGAGAUUCUACUGAAGUCACACCACUGGAGUCGUACUACGAGGUGACAGGAGCGCUGCGGGAGAAAGACCUUGACAUUCUCUGUCGAAAGUCGAGGAUGAGUUACCAGCAAGUGCGUGACUGGUUUGCAUCCAAAGAGAAGGUGUCGCAACCCUCUGGAGAAAGCCAGUGAAAAUAGCUGAGAAGUGGAGGCAUUGAAGGUGCAUUGUGUAAUAUUUUAAGCAGUUUAUUUCCUGAAUUCAUGCUGCCCAUUUAUAAAUGUUAUCUUUUUAAGCAAUCAGCCACGAGAGGUGGUGGGUUAUGCUCGAUUGAUAACGAGUAAGGGGAGUGGGGCAUGACGGGAAGCGGAAAAUUCCUCUUUUCAUACAUGAAAAGGGGGAUCCUCACUAUUGUCUGUCAUUUUGAAUUUCCAGAAAUAGACAUUUUCAGCCUCACACCUUACUGUACUUUGGCCAGAGUAGUAAAUAUUAGUUCAUUAUUGAGUAAAUGUUCAUGAAAUUAUCAAAUUUGGCAGUAGACAGCACAGUUUCAAUGGGCAGCAUAGUUGCAGUACCUACUCUGGCCACCAUCCUACACAGUGCACCGUUAAUGUCCCUUCUGUUUUGGAAGUCCCCUUUGUUGCUCCCUCACCAGUGCUAGCCUGGUGCUUGAAAAAAGACAUUUGAGGUUUUUGUUUUCCAUUUACAAUGCUGCUUAGAACAAGCUGCUGUGGUUCUCAAGGUCUUCCGACUUGAUAUCAAGUCAACAUGCUGUUAGUGAUGGAGUGAACCAUGCACUGUAUUCUCUUACCUUUUUUAAACUUUAUUUUUGGUUGUAAGUAUUACUCUACUUAGAGCUAGACCCAAAUAAUUGUUACAGUUUACUUUAAACAUAAUAGUGGCACAAUGUAGAAAGUGAAAUACAUUGCUUGAUCCCUCACAGGUACUAUGUAGUUCUGUAGAUGGUGGGAUGGCUAGAUUAGAGUCCCUUUUAUAUUCCCUUUAGACUCCUGACCUCAGGAUAAAUGAACAACAUGAAUUAAGUUCCAUCACUCCCAUGACAUUUCGCACUUGACAUGUGUGCUAGGUCUGUUGACUGUUCAAGAUAUGUCAAAAUAAUUAUGUUGCAUUUGUUUUGGUUCUCGUUUUCAUCCAUGCAAAGGUGCAAAGCACUCUGCCAUGAAAAAGCUUGAACAAAAUUAAGUUGCAAAAUGAAAGAAAAAAUAAGGGUGCCUUACAUAAGUUUGGACCAUUGAUUCCAUGAAUCUGGUGAUAUCAUGAUUGUGUACCUGUAACACAUUUCUAAGUGUAAAUUCAAAGAACCUUCAAAACAGUUUUACAACCUCGACAUAAUCGGCAAGACCAUAACUUGUUACUCUGUGCUUUGAAAUUUCAGAGAUAUCUUCUGUUAUUUUAACUGCUGUUUUUUUGGGGGGUUUUUGAGAAAAAAGAUGUAGGGUUACCACCAUUCCAUUGAACAUUGUCUGAUUUUUUUUAUUUAUUGUGUUGAGACCGAAGAAUAAUCUUUUAUAAUUUAUAAUUCAGUCAUUUCCAUAUGUCAAUGUUUUCAGUCUUGAGACCGUUUUUGAGAUAUUGAGACAUAGUUUUCUUAGACUGUGUAAUGGUGUGUUUGAGAGUUGGAGUGAGGCAGGUUAUGUGAAUGCAUGUGUAAAUAUAAGUCCUUUUGUAACUGGAAAUCUUGUAACUGCCCUGAUGAGUGUCUGCUAAAACUAAGGCAAUAAAGUUGCCCUUACAGAAAA
This is a messenger RNA of Engraulis encrasicolus (European anchovy), 4722 nucleotides long. It is a transcript of the gene homeza, whose product is annotated as homeobox and leucine zipper encoding a. The transcript is spliced from 3 exons. Gene Ontology annotation, molecular function: DNA binding; DNA-binding transcription factor activity, RNA polymerase II-specific. The record is from RefSeq and is a predicted model, not a curated record. Gene Ontology annotation, biological process: regulation of transcription by RNA polymerase II. Gene Ontology annotation, cellular component: nucleus. NCBI's taxonomy places the organism in Eukaryota, Metazoa, Chordata, Actinopteri, Clupeiformes, Engraulidae. The coding region runs from base 826 to 3156 and encodes 776 amino acids.